CCAUGCUAAUCUUUUCUGUAUCAUUCCAAUUUUAACGGAUGUCCCGGAGGACUGAAUGCAAAUUUACGGAUAGGGAAGGAGAAGGGAGUGCAAGAAGCACGGAGAGGUGGAGCAGGACGAGAAUGAGAAGCAAUCAGAUGACGCCCAUUAUGGCGCUUCUGUUGGUUUUCAUAGCGUUCAGCUUCUUCGAAGCGACACGUGGCACCCCUGCCGUCAAUGGCGUGAGGUAUGGGGACAAGUUCUUCUGCUUUCACGGCUUCAAGCAGUGUCAUGGUGGGAUCGAGCAGUGCAUUGAGCCCAGCAGAGAGUGCGAUGGCGUGGAGGACUGCAUCGACGGUUCCGAUGAAGGGACGCGGUGCGCCUUCUUUGAUUGCCCCUCUGUCGAGAGAUACGACUGUCCAAGCGGAGCCAGUUUCUGCAUGAAUGUCAGUGAUGGCAACGGCUACUGGCGCUAUCCUUACCAAGACCCGUACAAGUACUACCUGUGCGACGGGAUCAACGACUGUGCGGACGGAUCGGAUGAGGACCCGGGGUUUUGUGGGACGUACGACUGUGCGGCGAACGUGUCGCACCGGGUUGUGGAGUCGAGGAUAGGCUGGUCGAGACCUCCACCCCCGAGAAGGAUGCCAUGUCCGGGAGCUGGCAGCACGAACAGCAGUCGCUGCGUCCUGGAGUCGAACCUGUGCGACGGUGUGGCACACUGCCCGGGGGCGAGCGACGAGAGCGAUAACCUCUGCAAGCAGCGCGGCUGUGCGCGAUCCAAGCAGGGGAACGCGCACUUUCAAUGCCCCAGCGGCCGAUGCCUGGACAGGAAUCUUUUGUGCGACGGCAAUCCGGACUGCCCUGACGCGAGCGAUGAGGGAAGUUGGUGUGCCACAGCGGAAUGUCCGGAUCCGGAUGGGAGAGUGAAGUGCCCAGGUGGCGACAACCAGACCUGCAUUUUCAAGGGGAACUUCUGCGACGACGUGCCCCAUUGCCCCAACGGAACGGACGAGGUCGGGUGCGACACCUAUCCGUGCUAUUUUGGCCGCUGCCCAAGCGGGAUUUGCGCUUCGCAGCCGAAGGCCAGGUGCGAUGGCAUCAAGGACUGUCGGGAUGGCUCAGAUGAGGACCCCGAGUUCUGCAGGACGAGAUGCUCCGCCUGCAAGGAUGGGCGACAGUGCACAGCAGAGUCGACAUGGUGCGACGGUGUGCAGGAUUGCGAGGAUGGGUCCGACGAAGAUCCGGCCUUCUGCGCGUCGCAGGAGGCAUGCCCCGAGUCGCCGUUCUUCAGGCUGGUUAAAUGCCCUGGGCAAGCGAGAACUUGCAUCUACUCCGCAUUUAUAUGCAAUGGCAUAGAGGAUUGUCUUGACGGCAGCGAUGAGAACGCGACCUUCUGCGCAUCCGCAGAGGCGGGCAGGAUAAUGGAGGCUUCUUCGCGAAUUAGAUGCAGUAGCGAUUGGACAGAGGUCAUCUCAGGCUCCUACUGCGAUGGCAACGAAGAUUGUGCAGAUGGAAGCGAUGAGAAUGCCAGCUUCUGUCAAAGCUACACGUGUCUGCCGCACAAGGUCAAAUGCUAUGGCACCUGGUGUGUAGAUGGAGGUAGAUGCGAUGGGAGACGGGAUUGUCCCGACGGCUCUGACGAGGCCGGAUGUGGAAAUCUGUUCACAGUGUCCUUAGCCGCUCCUUCUUCGAGCCCCUGAAGAAGGAGAGGCGAUGAGGUGGUAGCUAUGUGGGAAGCCGGGCCCAAUUCCCGCUAGAGAGGGGGGGGGGUACUUCGUUCAGAAUUCUAGUACGGUGUGACAUGAGUGACAAACUAUUGCCAUAUGGAUCCAACGCCCAGAUAUACUAUACUAUUAGGGGGUUUCGAAGAAUUCAAUAAAAUGUAAAAGAAUGU
This is a messenger RNA of Chara braunii, 1876 nucleotides long. Lineage: Eukaryota; Viridiplantae; Streptophyta; Charophyceae; Charales; Characeae. The record is from the annotation of a GenBank genome assembly.